AUGACUGGAUCAUUUGGGCUCCCGACUGGAAACUCUAAUGGGGAACCAAAAGGCUCUGUGUGGACUGGUCGUGCGCGGGUUCGAGGUCCCUUGUGGGCCCAACUUCCGUUGCUAACGAUCGGAAUGCUGGGUCUGCAGAUCGUUUGGUCAGUUGAAAUGGCGUACGCGUCGCCGUACUUGCUGUCUCUUGGGCUGAAGAAAUCCCAUAUGGCACUGGUAUUCGUUGCUGGUCCCCUAUCCGGACUCAUCAUGCAACCUCUUAUUGGGGUACUGGCUGACCGUAGCACCUCGUCUUUGGGUCGCCGGAGACCAUAUAUGUUGGCCGCUUCCUUAGUAUCCAUUGGUGGUCUUAUGUUACUGGGAUUCACUCGGGAAUUCUCCGGAAUAUUUGGCGGAGCUAAGGGCUUGACCAUAGGCAUUGCCGUAUAUGCAAUUUUUUGCAUUGAUUUCUCCAUAAAUGCAGUUCAGGCGGUGGAUCGUGCAUUGCUCGUCGAUAUACUGCCUCCAGCCCUUCAAGCUGCUGGUAAUGCAUGGGCAGGUCGCAUGUUUGGGCUAGGUUCCGUGGCAGGGUUUUUCAUCGGGGGUAUCAAUUUACCUAGUGUAUUUCCCUCGCUGGGCCGCACUCAACUCGAAGUACUCUCGGUCAUUUCUUCAGUGUUGCUACUGUCUCUGCAUGGAAUAACUGCAGCGAGCGUGGAAGAGAAGGUUCUGGUUACAGAUGGGACUACGUCAGAUACCAACAUCUUUGCGCAAAUAUUCAAGGACAUUUGGGAAAAUAUACUAACCUUACCCCGCACUAUUCGUUCAAUUUGCCUUGUCCAAUUCUUUUCUUGGAUAGCAUGGUUUCCGGUGCUAUUCUACUCGUCUACGUGGGUAGGAGAUAUCUAUAAAGCUACGGCUAUGGAAAAUGGCCGAGUCGAAGACGAUCCAACUCUGCAUGACGAUGCCACUCGCAUUGGUUCACUUGCACUAUUAUACUCGUCUAUCCUUAGUUUCGCUGUCAGCAUCGUUGCGCCUUUUUUCAUCAGGUCGAAUCGAGGUGCUGGUAGCGAUGCCCCAAGAGGAGCCAUGGACAAACUCAAAAUAUCUCUAGGUGGCCUUUGGUCCUUGUCCCAGGGCAUUUUUGCUUGUUCGAUGAUGGCAACUCUACUACCCCAGACUGUAACCUCUGCAACAAUCAUUAUCACAAUUACAGGAUUUUGCUGGGCAGUUUCCCAAUGGGUACCUUUCUCACUUCUUGGCGAAGCCAUCCUUCUCUCCGCUCCCGAUUAUACCGCAGUUCCCCACCUUGAGCACGCUGAGGAUGAGAUCCCCCUUACAGAUAGACGCUCCCGUCGCAGAUCCUCCUCACCAUCUCCUCCACGACUUUCUCGCUCAUCUUCCCCCACGAAUCCAUCACGAAAAUCUCGUAGUCAUACCCCAUCAUCGACUCACUCGUCAAGCUCCUCUGUUCGAGGUGAAGGGUCAACCCCGGCUUCGGCACUUUUCAGCAAUGAUACGGCACGGAGAAGUCGGCCCAAGCUGGAAAAACGUGUAAGCGGGGGCACUCGAAACGGUACCGAUGACGAUUUUCAACGGAAUAACGAUGGGCCGGUGGAUAAUGAUGCUCUCGAGCUCGAAGAUGGGGAAUUGGAAAUGGGAGGGGAUAGUGGAUCUACUGAUGAAGGAGUAGGAAGCAAAGCGGGGAUUAUCCUUGGGAUACAUAAUCUCGUGGUUGUGCUCCCUCAGUUCUUGGUGACUGGACUCUCAGCUGUGUUAUUUGCCUUGUUUGAACCUCACAGAAGUGUCCUUCAUGGAAAGCAUCCGGGGAACGUUCCUCCUGGAACCAACAUUACACUGCCUUUGAACAAUCUAGAAAUAAGAGAGGAGGAGAAGGAUGCAAGCUCUGAUUCUAUCGCCAAGGAAGGUAAAUUGGAAUACUUUGAUUACCACCCCGAAAAGGAGAAGGAUGUGGUAGAGUUUUGCGCCAAGAUCAUCGAGCGUGAAUUUGGUUCUGCGUAUGACACGAUUCCGCCCCAUAGUCGCUGGCGCCAUUUUGACGCAGGUCACGAGCGUAUCGCGCCAUUGCUGGCUCAGUGGUCUAAAGAACUGACGCCUCUUGAAACAACAAAGCGGCUUAUCGACCUGUUCCUCGUAUCAGUUCUACUUGACGCGGGAGCCGGAAACGCCCUCGACAUGUUCUUGGCUGGGUUUUUCUCCAGUGACGGUGGGCUCAAAGUCGAUGCGGCGGGAUUAAAACGUAUUACUCCCGAGAAGACAGGCGAAGCGAUGCAAGUCUCGGCUUCGAACCCAAUGAGUGGGUUGGAAGGGCGCUCGAAUCUGCUUGCCAACUUGGGUGGCGCGCUGUCUGCUAGCCCAGAGAUAUUUGGAUCGGACGGGCGUCCCGGUAAUCUUCUCGAAUUUAUUGAAAAACAAGGGAAGAGUAAAAACGGGAAGACUUAUGUUCAUAUGUCCGCCCUCUGGCAUGUAUUGAUUGAGGGCCUUGCGCCCAUUUGGCCAGCAACUCGGACCCAGCUUGGAGGUACAUCAUUGGGCGAUGUGUGGCCAUGCUCCGCAUUGCAUGCAAGCGAAGGUUACUCCAAGGAUACACCCGGAUCUGAUCUAGUACCUUUCCAUAAGCUUAGCCAGUGGCUUGCAUACAGUCUCGUUGAGCCAAUUGAGAAGGUUCUCGGAUGGAAGAUUGAAGGGAUGGAGGAUAUGACAGGUCUUCCAGAGUAUCGCAAUGGUGGUCUCUUGGUCGACCUUGGCGUUCUCACACUUCGCAAAGAAACUGUUUCGUCCUUCUAUCCGAACCCAGAAAUCGAUAUAGCCAGGCUGGCUCCUUCUCACCCGGCGAUUAUUGAAUGGAGGGCAAUGACGGUGAUUGAACUUGAUCGCAUCGCAGAAGCCCUUCGCGAGCACCUGAACGCACCUAACCUAGCUCUUGCUCAAGUCCUCGAGAGUGCAACUUGGAAGGGUGGGCGCGAGAUAGCCAAACAGAAACGUCCGGAAACGGCUGGACCACCAAUUGAAAUUGAGAGUGAUGGCACUGUCUUCUGA
Molecule: messenger RNA, 3039 nt
Organism: Rhizoctonia solani
Lineage: Eukaryota; Fungi; Basidiomycota; Agaricomycetes; Cantharellales; Ceratobasidiaceae
Product: Uracil catabolism protein 4
Exons: 20
Coding region: 1-3039 (1012 amino acids)
Source: RefSeq, a predicted model, not a curated record